CGGGAAGAGUUUCACACAAUCAUCAAACCUUGAGGAUCACAUGAACAUCCACACUGAAGAGAAGCAGCACGCAUGUGAUCAAUGCGGUAAAAUGUUUUUAUGGGCUUCACUUCUGAAGAAACACUUGAACGUUCAUGCAAAGAAGAAGCCACAUUCAUGUCAUUUGUGUGGUAAGAGUUUUUUUUCAGUGAGCAGUUUAAAACUGCACGAGAGGAUUCACACUGGAGAGAAACCUUACAAGUGUUCACACUGUGACAAGAGAUGCAAUGAUUCAUCAACUCUGAAAAGACAUGAGAGGAUUCACACUGGAGAGAAACCUUACAAGUGUUCACACUGUGACAAGAAAUACAAUGAUUCAUCAACUCUGAAAAGACAUGAGAGGAUUCACACUGGAGAGAAACCUUACAAGUGUUCACACUGUGACAAGAAAUACAAUGAUUCAUCAACUCUGAAAACACAUGAGAAGAUUCACACUGGAGAGAAACCUUACAAGUGUUCACACUGUGACAAGAGAUUCAGUCAAUCAGCAACUCUGAAAACACAUGAGAGGAUUCACACUGGAGAGAAACCUUACAAGUGUUCACACUGUGACAAGAGAUUCAAUCAAUCAGCAUAUCUGAAAACACAUGAGAGGAUCCACACUGGAGAGAAACCUUACAAGUGUUCACAUUGUGACAAGAGAUUCAGUCAGUCAGAAAAUCUGAAAACACAUGAGAGGAUCCACACUGGAGAGAAACCUUACAAGUGUUCACACUGUGACAAGAGAUUCUAUGUGUCAACAGAGCUGAAAACACAUGAGAGGAUUCACACUGGAGAGAAACCUUACAAGUGUUCACACUGUGACAAGAGAUUCAAUCAAUCAGCAUAUCUGAAAACACAUGAGAGGAUCCACACUGGAGAGAAACCUUACAAGUGUUCUCACUGUGACAAGAGAUUCAGUCAGUCAGAAAAUCUGAAAAGACAUGAGAGGAUCCACACUGGAGAGAAACCUUACAAGUGUUCACACUGUGACAAGAGAUUCAGUGAUUUAUCACAUCUGAAAACACAUGAGAGGAUUCACACUGGAGAGCAACCUUACAAGUGUUCACACUGUGACAAGAGAUUCAAUCAAUCAUCAAGUCUGAAAAAACAUGAGAGGAUUCACACUGGAAAGAGACCUUAAAAGUGUUUAAUCUGUGACAGGAAAUUCAGGGAUUCAUUGAGUCUGAAAAGACAUGAGAGGAUUCACACUGGAGAGAAAGCACAUCACCACAAUGUACGAGGGAAGCGUUCCAUUGAGUCAUCUGUUAUACACGGUUAUACAAAAACCAACCACAGUAAGGCCCCGUACACGCGGAGACACAUUUAGCUGUAUAUGUAAAUAUUUUCUAUGGUAUAUGCGUUUCGUCCAGACGGAUCCGGCAUUCGGGGCAGUGAAAACCCUAUU
Messenger RNA from Carassius auratus (goldfish), 1426 nucleotides. Its product is annotated as zinc finger protein 85-like. The record is from RefSeq and is a predicted model, not a curated record. The transcript is spliced from 2 exons. The coding region runs from base 41 to 1162 and encodes 373 amino acids. Gene Ontology annotation, biological process: regulation of transcription by RNA polymerase II. Lineage: Eukaryota; Metazoa; Chordata; Actinopteri; Cypriniformes; Cyprinidae. Gene Ontology annotation, molecular function: RNA polymerase II cis-regulatory region sequence-specific DNA binding; DNA-binding transcription factor activity.